GCUUAUCCAGGAGACGUAAAGUUUUGGCUUGUGGUUCACUGAAUACAGCAAGCAGGCUACUAUUCAGCAGGCUGUAAACAUUAAUGCAGCCUGCUUUAGGCUACAACCGAUAAGCUGACUGUAGACCUAUAGAUUAUAACCCGUGAUGUGGGCUGAAAAACUGGGGAAGCAGUUGGGCAACCCGACACGAUCAGUGGCAGGUUAUCUGGUCAGCAGGUUUCUCGCAGUGCGUAACCGUCUCCUGGAGGAGAAUGCUGUGCAGCUGAGUGGGAUCAAACCCGGGGACACAGUGCUCGAGCUGGGGCACGGCCCAGGACUCGGUCUGCAAUCAGCAGCCAAACUCCUCACAGAGCCCUCAGGCCGCCUUAUAGGGGUGGAUUACUCAGAGUAUAUGCAUAAGAUGGCAAGUGAUCAGAUGAAGGAACUUGUGGCGAGUGGGAAAGUGACCCUUCACCACUGCGAUGUCGCAGCAAUGCCUCUGCCAGACAGCUCUGUGGAUAAAGUCUUUCACUGUAACUGCUACUACUUCUGGCCUGACCUCAGGAAAGCCGCGGCGGAGAUAUGCCGGGUAAUGAAACCAGGGGGCCUAAUGGUGACCACACUGAGGCUCUCCAUGGUGGCUACUAUGGCAGCAAAGCGAGUGAUGCCAGGUGAGAACUGGCGCCCGCAGAGCUACAUGGCUGCUCUCAGAGACGCUGGCUUCACUGAUGUCAGAAUGGAAGAUAGACAGCACAAACACAUUACUUUUCAGGUUAUCUAUGCCACUGCCUUAAAAUGUCAUUGAAAUCAAACUAGAAUUUAGAAACUGUAUAGCCGUUUUCACAUAUGCACUCCGGAUAAUAUCCAGAUAUUUACAGGAGGACUUCUCCGGAGAUUCUCCCGACCUAGCCGUUCACAUAUGCUCCUCACAGCGUUAUAAUGAGAAUAUUUGCCUUUAUAUCAAUGCUAUGUGUAAUCCAAUGGAAUGACAACAUCCACAAAAGAGUGGAGAACAACAUACUGACGAACAGAAAACAUAAUGCAGCCGUUUAAUCACGUGCACGGAGAUCGUAGUGGUCGCGUGCAGACGCUUUAGCCGGUCACUAUAUAAACGUCAUUCUCUUUCCAUGCAAAAAAUGCGGCUGUUUGCGUUCACACAUAAAGACCUAAAGACCCUCCGGGUAGCCAAAUCUCCGGAGUUUUUCAGGAGAUUUCCGCAUGUGUGAAAAGGGUUUAUGUGUUCUAUACCACUUCUGUGAUUGUAAGGACUACAUUUAUAUGGACUGUAUGGAAAUGUUGUAAUUUCUGAUAAUAAAAAAACAAAUACCUGAUCAGAAA
Labrus mixtus (cuckoo wrasse) is the source of this 1317-nucleotide messenger RNA. RefSeq lists its product as uncharacterized. Lineage: Eukaryota; Metazoa; Chordata; Actinopteri; Labriformes; Labridae. Gene Ontology annotation, cellular component: endoplasmic reticulum. The record is from RefSeq and is a predicted model, not a curated record. Gene Ontology annotation, biological process: sterol biosynthetic process. Gene Ontology annotation, molecular function: sterol 24-C-methyltransferase activity. The transcript is spliced from 4 exons. The coding region runs from base 146 to 784 and encodes 212 amino acids.